This is a messenger RNA of Impatiens glandulifera, 549 nucleotides long. RefSeq names its product protein DMP2-like. The record is from RefSeq and is a predicted model, not a curated record. Lineage: Eukaryota; Viridiplantae; Streptophyta; Magnoliopsida; Ericales; Balsaminaceae. Bases 1 to 549 code for a protein of 182 amino acids. Gene Ontology annotation, biological process: endomembrane system organization. The transcript has 2 exons.
AUGGCUGGGAUUGGGAGCUUGUUGAAGCUUCUCCCAACAGGAACCGUGUUCACAUUCGAGUUCCUAAACCCGGUUCUUUCCAACAAUGGAACCUGCAGCACUAGUAGCCCCGUCUACAAAUAUCUCACUUCCAUCCUCAUCGCCAUUUGUGGCUUAUCCUGUUUCUUUUCCUCUUUCACCGACAGUUACAAAACCAAAGAUGGCAAAAUUCGCUAUGUUUUUGCCACCUUCAAAGGCUUUUGGCCUUCUGCCGACCAGGAUUCUGAGGUGGAUUCGUCAAAGUAUAAGAUCAAGAUUGGGGAUUUUGUUCACGCUUUGUUGGCGGUGUCAAUCUUUGCAGUGUUGGCUCUCUUGGAUUCAAAUACAGUGGCUUGUUUUUAUCCAAGUUUUCAAUCAAAUGGGAAGAAGUUGAUGAUGGCUUUGCCUCCGGUUAUCGGAGCGCUUUCAGGCUUCAUUUUCGCGGUUUUCCCUAACAACCGCCAUGGCAUAGGCUAUCCUGCUGCAGCUAAUUCCUCCUCCUCUGUUACCAAUGUUAUUAAUAAAACCUAA